GGGGGGCUGGUGAUGGCGGCUGAAGGCGGCAGGCAGAGGUGUGGGGGGAAGGCCACUUAGUGCCCUGAUGGAGAGGGGCAGCUGCUCUGCUCCAGGGGACCCGGGGCACUUGGGGCUUUUCCUGCAGAGGCUCCGCCAGGUGUUCGAUGCCUGCGAUGGGGAUGCCGACGGAUUUAUCAAGGUGGAGCAUUUCGUAGCUCUCGGCUUACAAUUUGCUCAAGGAGAUGAGGUGAAGAAACUGGCUAAACGAUUGGACCCGAAUGCCCAGGGAAGAAUCGGCUUUAAGGAUUUUUGCCACGGGGUACUGGCAAUGAAAGGCUGUGACAAGUUCGUGAAAGGGAUCCUUGGGGUUACCGGCACUGCACCCCAACAUUAUGAGGCGCCAUAUACACCAUACUAUUACCAGAGUCCUGAGACCAUAGAGGGGCCCUUCCUGGACACCGAGAGCUCAUACAGUGACUCCGAGUUCUUUGCAUAUGAGGAUGGUCUCACCCUGUCUCACAGAGAUGCCCAACAUGAAUCGGACUUGGACAGCGCCAUGUACAGUACCCCAAGCUCAGAAGCAUCUGACGAGGGCAGGAAUGAAGACAAAGCAGGAGGCCUUGGCAGCCUCUAUCUCCCCGGGGAGCAGAAUCUUCUCAAGCCGUCCGCUGGCUCAGGUUUCUCAACUCAUUCCACCGCCUCGUUAAUCAGCAACGAGGAGCAGUUUGAGGACUAUGGAGAAGGAGAAGACAUUGACUACAGUCCCGGCAGCCCAUGUCCUGAUGAUGAGAGCAGAACCAACGCACUCUCUGACCUGGGCUCCUCUGUUCCUUCCAGUGCCGGACAGACGCCCAGGAAAGCGAGACUCAUGUACAACACUGACUUACUGGACAUUUAUUGCACUCAGUGCAGCAAAAAGAUCACUCUGCUCAACGACCUGGAGGCUCGACUGAAGAACCUGAAGGCCAACAGCCCCAACAGGAAGAUUUCCAGCACGGCAUUUGGGAGGCAACUGUUGCACAACAGCAACCUGAGCAGCAGCAACGGCAGCACCGAGGAUCUGUUCAGGGACAGUAUUGACUCGUGCGAAAAUGACAUUACUGAGAAGGUGAGUUUCCUAGAGAAGAAAGUGACAGAACUGGAAAAUGAUAACUUGACUAACGGGGACGUGAAGAACAAACUGAAGCACGAGAACAUCCACCUGGUACAUCGGGUCCAUGAACUGGAAGAGUUUCUGAGGGAUCAGGAGACCAAGUCUGAGCAGGUGUUGGAUGAGGAGAGCAAACGCCACAGAGAGACCUACAGUAAGCUGGCGAGGGAGAAAGGCACCGAGAUUGAGCUGCUGAGUGCCAGGGUUCAAGAGCUGCAGGAAGAAAAUGAAGACUUACUGACGUCCCUGACCCGACUGAAGUCCCACACAGUGAGAAUCGAUGAGGAGCGGCAGAGAGUGUGGGACAAGUUGGAAGACACGAGCCUGAGGCUGAAGGACGAGACAGAUUUAUAUAAGAGACUGAUGGACAAACUGAGGCAGAACCGGCUGCAUUUCCAGAAGGAGAGAGAAGCCACCCAGGAGCUCAUAGAAGAUCUGAGACGGGAACUGGAUCACUUACAGAUCUACAAACUGGAAUGUGAGAGAUCCGGCCGGGGCCCCCCCUCUGGCCUCACUGAGCUCAAUGUAAAGAGCAGAGAGGUGGAACUGGAGCAGGAGAUCCGGCGGCUAAAGCAGGAUAACCAGAAACUCCGGGACCAGAACGAUGACCUGAACGGGCAAAUCCUCAGCCUCAGCCUCUAUGAAGCAAAAAGUCUUUUUUCAACCCAGACCAAGGCUCAGUCUCUGGCUGCUGAAAUAGACUCCGCCUCAAAGGAUGAGCUUAUGGAGGCCCUGAAGGAACAGGAGGAGAUUAAUUACCGCUUGCGGCAGUACAUGGAUAAGAUCAUCUUGGCCAUCCUGGACCAUAACCCUUCCAUAUUGGAAAUAAAGAACUAAGCGACUGUGGGGGAAGGAAGACUGGUACCGUCGCCCAUAUAAAUAGUUUUAUAUAUUUAUAAUCUCAGUGUCCCAGUGAAUAUCUGUGGCUUUGGCGCAUUAACCCUUGUGCCACCCUCACGUUUCUGUUGCACUGUGGGAAGUCACUGUCGUCCAUGUCGCUGCUGUUCCCUGUGAGGCCGCGAUGUGAGGGUCCAUUCUACGCGGAUACAAAGUGCAUUAUGGGCCGUGGUGGCAACAUUCCUCCCCAUCACAUGGAAUGUCAUACAUGUCAUACACCCACACCCACCCAUACCCACCCAUUCAUACCCAUACACACCCACACACCCACACACACCCGUUCAUACCCAUACAUACCCGUACAUACCCACACACACCCGUACAUACCCACACACACCCGUACAUACCCAUACACACCCAUACACACCCACACACACCCGUACAUACCCACACACACCCACACACACCCACACACACCCGUACAUACCCACACACACCCGUACAUACCCACACACACCCGUACAUACCCACACACACCCACACACACCCGUACAUACCCACACACACCCGUACAUACCCACACACACCCACACACACCCGUACAUACCCACACACACCCACACACACCCAUACAUACCCACACACACCCGUACAUACCCACACACACCCGUACAUACCCACACACACCCGUACAUACCCACACACACCCACACACACCCGUACAUACCCACACACACCCGUACAUACCCACACACACCCGUACAUACCCACACACACCCGUACAUACCCACACACACCCGUACAUACCCACACACACCCGUACAUACCCACACACACCCGUACAUACCCACACACACCCGUACAUACCCACACACACCCGUACAUACCCACACACACCCGUUCAUACCUGUGACAUAACAAGUUGGAGGGAAAACAUGAAACAUUGUGGUUAUGCUGAAAUGUACCCCCUGCCCCCUCCUACCUGUUGUAGCAAAUGCAUUGUGUAGGUUAAUCUCAUCUAAUUGUGAAUUGUGUGUAGCCAGCCGGCUCUGUCUGGCCCUUCUAAUGUAAUUGCCCCUUCCAAUGUAAUUGCCCCUAUUGUGAGGGCACACAAAGCCACACCCUGUAACACAAUACACAUAGUUACCCCUUGUGAGAGCAGUGCUCUGUCUGGUAAAUACAAUAGACUGAACUGGGCAUGCUCACUAGGUAGCAUCCCAUAGGCCCAGUGGGAUUGGCCCCUCUGGAAGCUGCCUUUGGGUUGGCAGAAGGAAUCAAACCCUGUUUUGAUUUUACGACAGGGGCUGCUCCCUUUCUGGCUACAAAGGUGGCUGCCAAGAGUUCCAAGGAGCCUUUUGUCUGGGGUGUAACCUUAGCUACGGCAGGACAACCUCCCCUGUGUUCCCCUGGAACCUACCCCAGCUGGGGCAAGAAGAUUCCCCACAACCGUGUGUAUUUCCCUAUUCCCUACGGAAGGACUGUUCCCCUGGAAUCUACCCUAGCUGGGGCAAGAAGAUUCCUACCAACUGUGUGUAUUUCCCUAUUCCCUACGGAAGGACUGUUCCCCUGGAACCUACCCUAGCUGGGGCAAGAAGAUUCCCCCCAGCUGUGUGUAUUCCCCUAUUCCCUACGGAAGGACUGUUCCCCUGGAAUCAAGGAACAAGAGUGCAGGCUGGCUACCACCUACUGGCUUAUGGGAACAUGCUGAUGGCUACUUGCCAUUUCUCCAAUAAAUGCCUCAUCCUGUGAUACCAACUGUUUGCUCUUUGGGUCCUGCCCUAUGUCUGGGAACUCACGGCCCUGAGGUUGUGACAUAAUUUGGUGGCAGCGGUGGGAUAGGAUCCCAGGACCCAAAAGGCACCAUGAGCACCCCACCUGGAUUCUACGCUGACCCAUUGGAUCUCUUCGCUCGCAUGGAUUACUCCUGGACUCCAGAGAUCCCUACUGAUCCCAGAGAGAGGACCCUGUUCUGGCUGAGAUGUGAGUCACUGGGACUAUCUGGGGAUGAGGGCCUGGCAUAUGGAGUAGGGCAGUUAGUGGCAGGAGAGGCAGACCUGGAGGAUGGGUACUAUGUUCUGCAGCGCACCAUGCACCAACCAGGUGGGAGAUAUUGGCACAGUCCCUAUACAGUGCUCCCGCUUCCCUGUAGCUUGGCGGAAUGGCACGGCCAAUGGGAGAGGCUGAAUUUCUGUGACUAUAGCACCUUUGUGGGUAACCCAGAGGGGGAAUUCCAUACCCUCUAUGCACAGCGCUUCUUUUAUAUAGGAAUGAAUGAUACAGAGGAACGGAGGGACUGGCUUGCUGACCUGGUGUAUCAGGAACUGGAAUUGAUAAAAGAGUAUGGGAGUAUCCAGGAAUUGGAAAACCAACGCAAGGAAGCACUGAGGGUAUGUGCACCAUCUUUUUGUGGUUUUCAGCAGGCACAGCCAUGUCUUGGUACUGUAGGUCCAAAACAAAAAGAUCCCAAACAACUUGUUAUGUCACAAUACCCACACACACCCGUACAUACCCACACACACCCGUACAUACCCACACACACCCGUACAUACCCACACACACCCGUUCAUACCCAUUGUCAAGAUCUCCCUGAGGAGACGCCAUGGAGUACCAGGAUGUUGGGAGCCUGAAGACUGCGUAACCCAGAGUGUAACCAUAGAUCACAGAACUGGUGUCAGAGGCCAUGAUGAUUAGUGAAAAGAACUUUAAUGAACGUAGAAGUAGGAACAGUGCACACAAUGGAUACUCACACUUGAAUAGUAGAAACAGCAGGGAGAGACAGAAUCCAAUUCAGGCAAAAGGUCAGGGCUGGCAGCAAACAAGCGAAGUCGAGGACAGGCCAAGGUCAGAACCGGGGAAUCAGAACCGAACAAGGAAGGGCACCAGAGAACAGGCCAAGGUCAGAACCGGGGAAUCAGAACCAAACAAGGAAGGGCACCAGAGAACAGGGCAAGGGCAGAACCGGGGAAUCAGAACCAAACAAGGAAGGGCACCAGAGAACAGGGCAAGGGCAGAACCGGGGAAUCAGAACCAAACAAGGAAGGGCACCAGAGAACAGGGCAAGGGCAGAACCGGGGAAUCAGAACCAAACAAGGAAGGGCACCAGAGAACAGGGCAAGGGCAGAACCGGGGAAUCAGAACCAAACAAGGAAGGGCACCAGAGAACAGGGCAAGGGCAGAACUGGGGAAUCAGAACCGAACAAGGAAGGGCACCAGAGAAAAGGGCAGAACCGGGGAAUCAGAACCGAACAAGGAAGGGCACCAGAGAACAGGGCAAGGGCAGAACCGGGGAAUCAGAACCGAACAAGGAAGGGCACCAGAGAACAGGGCAAGGGCAGAACCGGGGAAUCAGAACCGAACAAGGAAGGGCACCAGAGAACAGGGCAAGGGCAGAACCGGGGAAUCAGAACCGAACAAGGAAGGGCACCAGAGAACAGGCCAAGGGUCAGAACCGGGGAAUCAGAACCGAACAAGGAAGGGCACCAGAGAACAGGGGCAAGGGCAGAACCGGGGAAUCAAGAACCAAACAAGGAAGGGCACCAAGAGAACAGGGCAAGGCAGAACCGGGGAAUCAGAACCAAACAAGGAAAGGGCACCAGAGAACAGGGCAAGGGCAGAACCGGGGAAUCAGAACCAAACAAGGAAGGGCACCAGAGAACAGGGCAAAGGGCAGAACCGGGGAAUCAGAACCAAACAAGGAAGGGCACCAGAGAACAGGGCAAGGGCAGAACUGGGGAAUCAGAACCGAACAAGGAAGGGCACCAGAGAAAAGGGCAGAACCGGGAAUCAGAACCGAACAAGGAAGGGCACCAGAGAACAGGGCAAGGGCAGAACCGGGGAAUCAGAACCGAACAAGGAAGGGCACCAGAGAACAGGGCAAGGGCAGAACCGGGGAAUCAGAACCGAACAAGGAAGGGCACCA
This is a messenger RNA of Xenopus tropicalis (tropical clawed frog), 5888 nucleotides long. RefSeq names its product RAB11 family interacting protein 4 (class II) (gene rab11fip4). Gene Ontology annotation, cellular component: midbody; cytoplasmic vesicle; recycling endosome membrane. Gene Ontology annotation, molecular function: calcium ion binding. The record is from RefSeq and is marked validated. NCBI's taxonomy places the organism in Eukaryota, Metazoa, Chordata, Amphibia, Anura, Pipidae.